AAGCGCGAAGCCUACAGUAUAUAUAGCUCACCCUCACAGCAUUAGGGUUUUAGUCUGCAAGCCGCUGCUCCAAGUCGCCGAGAGAGCUCCAUCCUCUGCGAAAAUGCCGUCGCACAAGACCUUCAUCAUCAAGAAGAAGCUGGGAAAGAAGAUGAGGCAGAACAGGCCCAUCCCUCACUGGAUCCGCAUGAGGACCGACAACACCAUUCGGUACAACGCUAAGCGCAGGCACUGGCGCCGCACCAAGCUCGGAUUCUAAGGUGGAUGGCUGUUGCUGCUUUGGAAUUGGGCUUUAUGCUGUUUUUCUUAAGGUUUUAAUUCGAGAUAAUAGACUUGGUAAUCUCGGAUGCUUUAUGGUUUGGGAACACUUUGUGCUAGUCCCAUAGUAUGAGAUGGUGAUGAAUUUGUAGCUUAAUUUGUAUUUCAAGUAAUGGGUUGGACCCACUUUUGCAUCAUGGUGAAUUCUUCGUGCCUACGCAAAUCGAUGUUUUACUUGUGUUUUUGUGUUCUA
Messenger RNA from Argentina anserina (silverweed cinquefoil), 511 nucleotides. Its product is annotated as 60S ribosomal protein L39-1. Gene Ontology annotation, cellular component: cytosolic large ribosomal subunit; ribosome. Gene Ontology annotation, biological process: translation. Lineage: Eukaryota; Viridiplantae; Streptophyta; Magnoliopsida; Rosales; Rosaceae. The transcript has 3 exons. The record is from RefSeq and is a predicted model, not a curated record. Gene Ontology annotation, molecular function: structural constituent of ribosome. The coding region runs from base 104 to 259 and encodes 51 amino acids.